This is a messenger RNA of Lepisosteus oculatus (spotted gar), 2295 nucleotides long. RefSeq names its product CDGSH iron sulfur domain 1 (gene cisd1). Gene Ontology annotation, cellular component: mitochondrial outer membrane; intracellular membrane-bounded organelle. The record is from RefSeq and is a predicted model, not a curated record. NCBI's taxonomy places the organism in Eukaryota, Metazoa, Chordata, Actinopteri, Semionotiformes, Lepisosteidae. Gene Ontology annotation, molecular function: 2 iron, 2 sulfur cluster binding. Gene Ontology annotation, biological process: regulation of autophagy.
GUGACGGUGAACUGGUUCUUGCGGAUGUUUCAGAAGCGACUGACCUUAUGAUAAGGAGAAAGAGUUGAGUGCUAUAGAAACAGACAUGAGCUCCAAAACUCUGCCGAAAGCUGAGCUGAUAGCGGCCGUGUCUCUGGCUGCUGGAACCGUGGCAGUUGGCUUUCUGGCUUACAGGACCUUCUUCUCGAAGGAGAAGUGCUGUAAGGACAGGGUCAACCUGGACAUCCAGAAGGACAACCCGAAGGUUGUCCAUGCCUUCGAUAUCGAGGACCUGGGGGACAAGGCGGUGUACUGCCGGUGCUGGAGGUCCAAGAAGUUCCCAUUGUGUGAUGGUUCCCAUACAAAACAUAAUGAGGAGACUGGGGAUAAUGUCGGCCCUCUCAUUGUGAAACGAAAGGAAGCAUGAAGAAUCACCCUUCCUACAAAUGUUACUACAGAUGCACUGUUGUUUGCUUGUAGAUGCAGUUUAUUGGAGUCUUAAUUGCAAGGAUCCAGUAUAUGCCGUUGUAUGCAUAUUUGGUCAGUAUCUAUCUUAUUUGGGUUCAUUAACACUACAGUAGCACAUCUAUAUGUGAUUUGUAAAACUUGCAUUGUUGGUGUGAUUGUUGUUUCAUCAAAGCUGGGAAAAUGGGAACCCUGUUGAGUUUACAUUGGUAACAAUUCUGUAAGCUGGUACUAAAACAAGUCUCCAUUUUUGAUAGUCAAAAGGAGGACUUUUCAACUUUUCAUGUCAUUGCGAAUCCAUAGCUUAAAUGGCAAGUAUUGGGGUUUCCUUAAAAUGAUCUAUGUAACUUUUGAUAGUGGGCAAUUUAAAAUAAGCAAUUUAUAAAAUAGCUCUACAGUUUUCACCCAGCACAUGAAAUCAUUACUUUAAAGAUUUGUGAGUAUUAAUCUUGUUUGAACCUUUUUAGAUUAAUUUUUCACUACAUGUAUCUUACCUCUGUUGAAAAACUGAAGGAUUUUGGAAAUGCAGAUUAAACUAAAAAGACGGGUCUUUCCUUUUAGUUUAAUGAGGCUUAAUUUACUAGAAUACACUACUUUUAAAAUGGCUUAAACAAUUAGCAUAUUCAAAAGAUGUAUUUUCAAAACAGUAAUUUUUUAAAAGCUGGUAAAUCAUUAAUUGAUUGGUCAACUUAACACAUCUACACUAAAUCAUAUUUCUCCUUUGGCUGACAAUGUUUUGCAAAGUGCUUUUAAGAUUUGAAGACAUCCAUUCGUAUUUGCGGAAAGGGUGUAUGAGGUGUUUAUAAAAAGAAAUCGAAUAGCAGUUUGUAGAAGAUUAAGCUAUCCAGGUAAAGACAAAUAUGGUGUACUGUUUGUCAUUUUAGUGGGUAUCAAAAUAAGCUUGAGCUAAAGUGCACUUUAUGGAUCUGAUUGGGAUUUUAAAAUGGUCGUACGGUCUGUUAUACCAACAUACCCAACUUUAAAAAAAAAUAAAAACUAGAAAUAAGUGGCCAGUGUGCAGACUUUUAGAAAUGAUCACUGUAGAUGUUUAGUGUUUGUAAACCAGAACGGGCAAGGACUAUAUUUAUUUUAACAUCUAUGCCCAAUGGCCAUAUAAAGUGCAUUUUUUAGAUUAAAUACAAUUGGAUUGCCAGGUAAAGAAUUUCAUGUUUUUAAGGUCUCAAAAACAUGUACACUAUUCUUUUAAUGUAAUCUGAGAAUGAUAAAAUCUGUGAAUUAGAUUUGCUUUGAUUCACCGAGAAGCAGUGUCUUUGUUAAAUAAGGUGCUGUUUUCUUGCAUUGGCAUGUCAUUGCUUUUAUUUGACACAACUAUGGCCUUGGAUGUUUACCUCCUGGUUUUGUUUUGGUAAAUGUCAGGUACACAAGCUAUCUCACGACUUAAUGGACAUCGUGUGUAACUUUUAGGAUAAAGAUUACUGCCUUUUUUUUAGUUAUUUCAAUUUCAGGUUAGGUGUUUGGAAAAGCUACAGUAUGCAUUGAAUGCAGGAAAAUGAACAGGCUUAUGAGCAACUCAUCAUACAGUUUUGACAAAUUACCAUGUCUACAGAUGUAUAUGUAUGGGGAAAAAAAUAAUAGUUCUGUGUGUUCUUUUCAAAAUUGUAAUUAUUUAUUUAAGUUUUUACUUGUCAAAAUCUUUCAUUGAUUUAUGAUUGAACUAUUAGUUUUUUCUGGUGAGAUGGUGUGAAUGGUACAGUAACAGGUUUGAAGCCUCAGAUGAGGUUGAGUUAAUGAUUAAUGUAAAUCAUGAACGUUCCAGUGUGUUAAGUGUUUCAAAAAAGCAUAAAAUGCUUUUUUCAUGCAAUGGCAAAUAAAAACUGAUUUACAUGGACA